Rotaria sp. Silwood1 is the source of this 1104-nucleotide messenger RNA. The record is from the annotation of a GenBank genome assembly. Lineage: Eukaryota; Metazoa; Rotifera; Eurotatoria; Philodinida; Philodinidae.
AUGACUACUAACAACGAUACAAUAGUCAAUACUAUUCAUCAACUAGAAACACUUCUAUUUCAUGAUGAUAUACUGAAUGAAAUAGAGUCUCAUCCAUUAAUUAAUCUUCGUGAUCAAUUGCAAAAAAUCGAUGAUGAAUGGAAUUCAAGGACGAUUGAUGAAUACCAAAAACUUAUGUCUAUUCUUAUUUAUUUUGAAAUAAAUUCCUUUUAUCAUUUUAUCAAACGAUAUUCUUCAAUAAUUCCAUCUACUCUUCUAACAGCUCUAUUCGAUGUAAUUCGUUUUCAAAUGUAUAUAAAUAUGGCAAUAUAUCCAGAGUCAUGCGAUUAUUAUUUUGAUUUAUCACUUACUUAUUUAAUUGAUGAUUCAACAAUUAAUUACAUUAUGGAUAAGAAAAACAUUCUAUCAAAUAUAAAUGAACAUUUUCUUAAUUUUUUUACUUCACUUGGUGCACGAUCGCUUUAUACAAAAGGACGUAUUGCUUAUUCAAUAUAUGUUUCACAUAAAAAUAUUCCAACAUUUUUUCAAUUGAAUAAUUCAACCGAGCUACUUUUACGAGCGUUUUUAACGUAUUUAAAUAAUUAUUUUUUAAAUAAUCAUCAACAAUCUCAGGCAUAUCUAUCGAUUUUAAAUUGGAUUCAUAAUAUGGCAGAUAUCUAUGGAUUUGUUCCCUAUUUUAUUAAAAUUGGUUAUCCAAAUACUAUUAUACAAUGGAUGUCAAGUGAACAAGAUCAUACAAAAAAUAUUUCUCUUGAAUCAUGGUCUUCGAUUAUUAGUAUAUUAUAUAAUCUAGCUCGGCAUCCCAUUGGGGUGAAAGAAUUGAAUGAGUUAAAAAUGAUUGAUAUUCUCCAACAAUGGAAAGAACGAUAUAUGUCCGAAACAUUACUUGUUGAUUAUAAUGAAACCAAUAAAGAGAUUCUUAUAGCUUAUUAUCUUCUUUAUGCAGCAUUAUUGAAACCGAAAGAAUUAAAAAAAGAAAGUAUAUCUAAUAUUCAAACAAUUCUCGAUUAUGUUCUUGAACAAACAAUGAAAGCAUUUGAUUCUAAUGAUCUUUGCUUUGGUUCAUAUAAUGUUUGUGAAUAUUUAGACGGACUGGCUAAAUGA